AUGGCCAAAACCAACCUCAUUGUUCUAGCCGGUGCCCUGCUCCUUGUGCUAUUGCUUUCCUACGGUAUCACAUUUACCGAGGAAAGGGUUUUGAAGACAGACAAAGACGUCAAGCCUGCUGGAAACUAUGUGACGAAUGUGAUGACCAACAGUCGCAAGACCAACUUGAACCGUGACAUUUUAGAAGACGGAACAGAUGAUGUCCAUACUGCCAGCUCUGCCAAUGACACUGCAUUCGAUGCCGAUGAUUUCCGCCCCACGACUCCAGGCCACAGCCCCGGCGCCGGUCACUCCACCGGACCUGCCAGUAAUGACAAAAACUAG
Molecule: messenger RNA, 324 nt
Organism: Theobroma umbraticum
Lineage: Eukaryota; Viridiplantae; Streptophyta; Magnoliopsida; Malvales; Malvaceae
Source: RefSeq, a predicted model, not a curated record